Oreochromis aureus is the source of this 2085-nucleotide messenger RNA. Its product is annotated as acyl-CoA Delta-4 desaturase-like. The record is from RefSeq and is a predicted model, not a curated record. The transcript is spliced from 13 exons. Gene Ontology annotation, biological process: lipid metabolic process. Lineage: Eukaryota; Metazoa; Chordata; Actinopteri; Cichliformes; Cichlidae. Gene Ontology annotation, molecular function: oxidoreductase activity, acting on paired donors, with oxidation of a pair of donors resulting in the reduction of molecular oxygen to two molecules of water. Gene Ontology annotation, cellular component: membrane. The coding region runs from base 181 to 1518 and encodes 445 amino acids.
CCCAGACACCCUCGAAUGAUCUCCUUGGAGUUUGUACUUGAUGAUUGCUACAUAAAGCGGAACUGAACCUUUUUAACCGCACUGUUGUGACUGAAACCCGAGGAGAGUAGUUGAAAGCCGGAUGCUGUCGGACUGGCCCUUUAGAGCUCAGGUGCAUUCAGACCAGAGACAGCGGUGAGGAUGGGACGUGGAAGCCAGCAGACGGUGCCGGGAGAGCCGGACAGCGGGAAAGCUAAAGGCGUUUACACCUGGGAGGAAGUGCAGAGCCACAACAGCAGGAAUGAUCAAUGGCUGGUCAUCGAUCGAAAGGUUUACAACAUCACUCAGUGGGCCAAAAGGCAUCCAGGAGGGUUUCGCGUCAUCGGCCACUAUGCUGGAGAGGAUGCUACGGAGGCAUUCACUGCUUUUCAUCCUGAUUCCAAGUUCGUGCAAAAGUUUCUGAAGCCGCUGCUGCUUGGAGAGUUGGCAGCAACAGAGCCAAGUCAGGACCGAGACAAAAAUGCAGCCAUCGUGCAGGAUUUCAAAACCUUGCGAGCUCAGGUAGAGAAGCAGGGUCUGUUUCAAGGUCAGCCUUUGUUUUUCUUCCUCCACCUCGGUCACAUCGUGCUGCUAGAAGCCCUCGGAUGGAUGCUCGUUUCAAUGUGGGGGACGGGCUGGAUACCGACCUUACUGUGCUCGGUGAUUUUAGCAACUGCUCAGGCACAGGCUGGAUGGCUGCAGCAUGACUUUGGUCACCUGUCUGUCUUCAAAAAGUCCACCUGGAACCACGCUGUCCACAAGUUUGUCAUUGGUCAUUUAAAGGGAGCUUCUGCCAACUGGUGGAAUCACCGACAUUUCCAGCAUCACGCUAAACCCAACAUCUUCAGCAAGGACCCCGAUAUCAACACGCUGGACACCUUUGUACUUGGACAGACUAUACCAGUGGAGUACGGGAUAAAGAAGAUCAAGCACAUGCCCUACAAUCACCAACACCAGUACUUCUUUCUCUUGGGACCUCCGCUGCUCAUUCCAGUUUUCUACAACUUUAAUAUAAUGCACACCAUGAUAACCCGGCGAUACUGGGUGGAUCUGGCUUGGGCCAUGACAUACUACCUCCGCUACUUCUACUGUUAUGCACCUCUAUACGGCGUGUUUGGCUCAGUGGCGCUCUUUUUUUUUGUCAGGUUUUUGGAGAGUCACUGGUUUGUGUGGGUGACUCAGAUGAAUCACAUACCGAUGGAUAUUGAUCAUGAAAAGCACAAGGACUGGCUGACUAUUCAGUUACAAUCCACCUGUAAUAUCGAGCAGUCCUUUUUCAAUGACUGGUUCAGCGGACACCUCAACUUUCAAAUCGAGCACCACUUGUUCCCCACGAUGCCGCGCCACAACUACCACCUGGUGGCGCCAGAGGUCCGUGCACUCUGUGAGAAACAUGGGAUUCCUUACCAGGAGAAAACUUUGUGGCGAGGCCUUGCUGAUAUUGUCACGUCACUGAAAACCUCAGGAGACCUCUGGCUCGACGCUUACCUCCAUAAAUGACAGACUGCAUUAACUUCACUGAUGUAAAAGGAGUGUUUUUCAUUUUUGCAUCAAAAAAAAAACAACUAAUUGUAUCUGUCUGAUUAUUAAAAUAAAGCCACUAGUGGGAGAAUGACCUUUCUCAUUAACGCCAUUGUUAAGUCUGGGGUUCUCAUAAGUUGCCUUAGAGUGUCUUGAUCAACAGUAGGCGUUCUUUUUCUGUCUCCAGUCAAUUUGGCAGAUAAAACAUGAUCAUUUUAUUGCUCAAAGGUGAGGUGAGGUAAAGCCAUCUGUUGGCCAUCCGUCCAUUCAAAAUUGAGAAGAAUUGCAUCUCCUCCUACAGUUUCAUUCAGAAUAUAAUCAAUGAUGUCCUAAUGGGUCAUUACACACACGGUGCUCUGGGGCCAAAGUCACAUUUUUCAUGUGAGCCAGAUGAGCUACUAUGUCACUGAUGUUCUGGUUUCUCACAAACCACAAUUUGUACAAUAUUAAUUUCAUUAUUUUCUGUCAGAAUUAAAAUUGUAACUACUUUAAAAUGCAGCUCUUGUUAUUCUGUUUCAGUUUACAAUAAAUAAACUGCUGACUGUU